Microdochium trichocladiopsis is the source of this 2023-nucleotide messenger RNA. RefSeq names its product regulator of chromosome condensation 1/beta-lactamase-inhibitor protein II. Gene Ontology annotation, molecular function: guanyl-nucleotide exchange factor activity. NCBI's taxonomy places the organism in Eukaryota, Fungi, Ascomycota, Sordariomycetes, Xylariales, Microdochiaceae. Gene Ontology annotation, cellular component: cytoplasm. The transcript has 6 exons. The coding region runs from base 205 to 1716 and encodes 503 amino acids. The record is from RefSeq and is a predicted model, not a curated record.
AGCAUGGCGGGCGCUUGCGGAAGGCGUUCGCGAGCUGGGCAGUCACCGCCGUAUGGGACCGCCGGCGGGGUGCCGCUAACCCACCAGUUGCCGCUGUCGAGGUCCCAGAACUCGGCGAGCUUGUCGAACUGGCUAGUAACCGGAGCUUGAUAGAUAUUCGGGAUCGGAAAUCAGCAAAUAUUCACAUUACCUGGCCAGAAAAUCAUGAACGCCGGGCCGCAGCACUGGUCUACAGAGCAAGCUGGACAGCAGGGGCACGACGGUCCCAGUAGCUGGGAGGACGUAGCACUUCAGUCGUUCUCGUCAGCCAGACAGCUUACACGAUACUGGGUGGUCGACGCUCCGAUACCGCACCAAGACAGGCUCGAGAAGGCGCCCAAGCCGGUACCCGCAGUAGAGCCAGGCCCAGGUCCGAAAUGGGAGGCCGAUAUAGAGGCCGAUCUAGUAGCGUACGAGGCUCAGAUCGCUACCGAGGACGCCGAGCGGGCCCGGAAGGUCGACUACGAGCCCGGCGUCGACUUUGAGUCGCCAUGGGUCCGCCAGAUGGGCUGGGCCGCGCAUCUGGCCGGCAAGGACAUGGCGGAACUACGGCGCGCCGCCCAGCCAGGUUUAUCGACGAAGGAGCUAGCUAAGCUAAGCCAGGCGGUACGGAAGGAGAGAGAGGCUUCGGAAUCGGCGCUGGUACGGCUAGGCCAGAGCUUCGACCGGGAGAUCGACCGGUGCAGAGCUUCGACCUUCAACGCCCAGCAGUGGGGAGCUCUCGAGGCCAUCGCAAAGGCGCUCGAAUGCAGGCAGGAGAGCAGCUCCCGGGUAGGGGGCGAGGACGACGAGAACGACGACGACAAAUAUCUAGACGAAGCUGUCGCGAGCCAGGAAUCCGCCGGCAGAACGGCCAAGGGGGCGCGACUAACCAAAACCACGAGGGACAUCCCGGCCACGACCUCCUCCUCAUCCCGCCGCGCAGGUCGCAGGCCCAUCAUCAACGAGGCACCACACACCAAGCUCGACGUCUUCGUCUUCGGGGAGGGCGUCCUUCGGCGAGCUGGGCCUCGGCAGCGCCAAGGAAUCAACGACAACAAGGCCCUCGCGCGGGACACGACCUGGUCUAGAGGCACGGGCAAUAUCGACGAGGAGGACGACGAGGCAGGCGGUAGCGAGGACUAUAAGAACAUCAACCCCAGGGAGAGCACGCCGGGGGAGAUCGAUUACAGCGUAAUUCCCAAGGACUCAAUCUUCACGCAGGUAGACGCCACGGAUUCUGCCUCCUUCGCGGUCACCGACGAAGGCGACGUAUACGGCUGGGGCACGUUCCGCGGCGCCGAUGGCGUGAUCGGGUUCAGUCCCUCGGUCGACACGCAGCCGACACCUGCUCUCAUCCCCGUCAGACGCAUCAAGAAGCUGUCCUGCAGUGCGAAUCACGUCCUCGCUCUCGACGAGGCUGGCAAGACAGGCCACUUUGGCAACGGCAGCGACCACGCGACGAUCCCGGUCCCCACGAGAGUCGAGACACUCGCGGACUACCGCGGCCGAGUCGACGGCCACCAAGUCGGUAUAUCCGGAGCAGCGUUAAACAAGGAGAACACGAUCUACAACAAGCGCGCGCAGCCGCAGAUUCUUUUCAGGCCUACCAUAAUCAAAGACAUCGCCACGACCUUUAUCGCCGUUAGCACAGACACGAGUUUCGCCAUUGGCAAGCAGGGCUAUGUCUUCUCGUAGGGUUUCUCCACCAACUAUCAGACUGGUCUUGGCACCGACAAAGAUAUACAAGAGCCCGAGCGUAUCGAGAACACCGCGAUACAGGACCGCACGAUCGUCUGGGCUAGGGCUGGGGACCAGUACUCCAUGGUUGCUGCUGUGCGAGGAGACCCGAGCGAUAAAUGCUCGUGAAGCAGGGACAGUCCCAUGUGAAAUAAAUGAUGGCUCGGCUUGGACGGAUGCUGCUGGUUGAGUGUUAUAGGCUCAGGUUGCGACAUCAGUGAACGCUGUAUAGCUUGAAGGUCAAAGAGACAACUCUCAAGAGCCC